AUGAAGUCAUCUCGUACGAUAUCAACAAAAUCGCUGCCCUCUGGGCCAUCCGCCACUUUCAGAUCGUCGUCGUUCUUUUUGAAAAAUGGUAAAAAUGCCGCAUUUCCCACGCCUUUGGAGAUAUUUGCAAGGAGCGCUGCUCAAGCACCAUCUUACCAAGACUGCAAGGAACGCCCACCAGUUCGGUUCGAAGAACUCGGCCUACUUGUGAAGUUCGGAAGCGAGCCGAAGGUUACCAUCGCCGAGGGACAGUGCCUCUGGGCAUUAUGGCACGCUUUGCCCAGCGUUCCAGUUCCUGAAAUAUACGGCUGGGCUCAGGACGGCAAUCUAACUUACCUGUUCAUGGAACUUGUAUCUGGCAUCACACUGGAGAAUAUGUGGUGCGCUCUAUCGCGCUUAGAGCGAACUCAGAUCUGUACAGAGCUACAAUUUAUGCUCAAGGAGCUACGCUCUCUUCGACAAGAAACGGGCCAGCACUUCCUUGGCCAUAUAAAUCGCGACCCACUCUCCGACAUAGUUUUUACGAAUGGUGCUCUGCCACGCGCUGGACCUUUCACAAGCGUGAAAGAGUUUCAUGACUGGCUUUCCGCAAUGUUGACAUCAGGGAAAGGUGAGCACUGGCCAGAUAUCGAACCCACUGAUAUACCUGAUCCAUACCGACAAUACCUACCGGACGACGCCGAUGUCGUUUUCACGCACUCCGACCUUCAUCCUAGCAAUAUUAUUAUAUCUCAGGAAAAGCCCCAUCGUGUCGUCUCCGUCAUAGACUGGCAGCAAUCUGGAUGGUAUCCAGACUAUUGGGAAUUCUGCAAAGCCGAAUAUACAGCUGAGCCAGACUCGGAGUGGGUGCAAGACUAUAUACCACAGUUUCUGAACCAGCCAGAAUGCGUGGAAGCCUUCGAGCUGUAUGCUCACGCUUUCGGCUUCUGA
Cordyceps fumosorosea ARSEF 2679 is the source of this 930-nucleotide messenger RNA. RefSeq names its product serine/threonine-protein kinase Sgk2. Lineage: Eukaryota; Fungi; Ascomycota; Sordariomycetes; Hypocreales; Cordycipitaceae. The record is from RefSeq and is a predicted model, not a curated record. The transcript is spliced from 2 exons. Bases 1 to 930 code for a protein of 309 amino acids.